Messenger RNA from Micropterus dolomieu (smallmouth bass), 4543 nucleotides. Its product is annotated as aryl hydrocarbon receptor nuclear translocator-like protein 2. Gene Ontology annotation, molecular function: protein dimerization activity; RNA polymerase II cis-regulatory region sequence-specific DNA binding; DNA-binding transcription factor activity, RNA polymerase II-specific. The record is from RefSeq and is a predicted model, not a curated record. Lineage: Eukaryota; Metazoa; Chordata; Actinopteri; Centrarchiformes; Centrarchidae. The transcript is spliced from 17 exons. Gene Ontology annotation, cellular component: transcription regulator complex; aryl hydrocarbon receptor complex; cytoplasm. The coding region runs from base 129 to 1964 and encodes 611 amino acids. Gene Ontology annotation, biological process: regulation of transcription by RNA polymerase II.
GUCAAUUAUACAACGCCCCAGCUCCGCAGCUCCCUCCUCUCCUUUGCGUUACUACUACAGCUGGUGGCUCCACAUGCGCCGCGGCGCUCCGUAGCCUUCACCGGGCACACCGGCUCGAGUCUGUAGGCAUGUCGGCCGGUGGCUCUGAUGGGACGGCGGACAGGCCAGCAGAUCCUGCUGCAGAGGAAGAAGGCCCAAGCCACACAGGCUCCUCGCUGCCAGCUGUCGAGCUGCCAAGGAAACGAAAGGGAGAUGUGGAGGAGAGGUCAGAUACCCAUGGACAGCAAAGCCUCGACUUCCAAAUGGUUGAUGACCUCAGCAGAUCUGAAGGAGAGGAUCAGCAAGUCAAAAUGAAAUGCUUCAGGGAGCCUCACAGCCAGAUUGAGAAGCGGCGCAGGGAUAAAAUGAACAACCUCAUUGACGAGCUGUCUGCCAUGAUCCCUGCCUGUCAGCCCAUGGCUCGAAAACUUGACAAACUCACUGUCCUGCGGAAGGCUGUACAACACCUUAAGGCCCUCAAAGCUGGGACGGGCAGCGCCUUUACAGACACCACCUACAAGCCUUCCAUCCUGCCUCAUGAUGACCUCAGGAACCUUCUGCUCAGGGCUGCAGAUGGUUUCCUGUUAAUUGUAAGUUGUGACCGGGCGAAAAUCCUGUUCAUCUCCGAGUCCGUCGCCAAGAUCCUUAAUUUUAGCCGGUUGGAGUUGACUGGGCAAAACCUGUUUGAUUUCAUCCACCCCAAAGACAUCAACAAGGUGAAGGAACAGCUGGCAUCUACGGAGUUGUACCCUCGCCAGCGCCUCAUUGAUGCUGCAACUGGGGCUCAGGUCCAGGCGGACUCCCCAGUCAGGCCCUCCCACUUGUCCACUGGAGCCCGGAGAUCCUUCUUCUGCCGGAUGAAGCACAGUCGGGUGGCGGGGAAGCACGAGGACAAGCGCUUGCUGCCCAGUACUUCCAAAAAGAAAGACACUUACAGAUACUGUACCCUCCACUGCACCGGACACAUGCGGGCUUGGCCGAGCAGCCAGGUGGACGCAGAAGGUGACGCUGAGAAGGAAACCUCAAACCUGACCUGCCUGGUAAUGGUGUGCCGCCUCCUCCCUCACGCGUCGCACCAGCCUUCCAAAGACAUCAAUGUCAAGCCCACUGAGUUUGUCACCCGCUGUGCCAUCGAUGGCAAGUUCACUUUUGUAGACCACCGAGCCACGACAGUUACCGGUUAUUUGCCGCAGGAAAUUCUCGGCACGUCGUGUUAUGAGUACUUCCACCAGGACGACCUGCAGCACCUCGCAGAGAAACACAGGCAAGCUCUUCGAAGCAAAGAAAAGAUUGAGACGCCUUGCUACAAGUUCAAAACAAAAUAUGGCUCCUAUGUUUCACUCCAAAGUCAAUGGUUUGGUUUCACAAAUCCUUGGACCAAAGAAGUUGAGUUUAUCGUGUCUUUAAACAGAGUUAUCUCGGGGCCUGGUCACACAAAAGAUGAGGAUGCAGGCGGGUCAAAAGCACUUAAGGAACACACAAAGCAGCUACCCAUAAUUCCCGGCCUUUCCAGUGGUGUUGGCACAAUGAUAUACGCAGGCAGUAUAGGGACCCAAAUCGCAAAUGAGCUCAUCGACUCCUACAGCAGAAUGAACUCCUCUCCAUCAAGCGGAGCUUCCAGUCCGUUUGGCCCUGCCCAGGAGAAAUGUCCGCUUGUUUCCCCACAAACCAGCAGGAGUGAAUCCAGCAGAGAGGAGGCAGCAGGCAGUUCAUCACAGUCCCAAUCUGACUCAGCGACAGCAGCAGGGGCAAGCAGUGCAACCUCUGAAAGUACAGGUGAGCCAUCUCAGCUGGACUUGGACAUGCCAGGCUUGAGCAGCUUCAGCAACGAUGAGGCAGCCAUGGCGGUCAUCAUGAGCUUGCUGGAGACGGAUGUAAACAUGGGUCAAUCGGGGGACUUUGAGGACUUACACUGGCCUUUCUAGAGGGCACACAGACUUUAAGCCCCUCUCACAAUAUGCCAUUUUUUUUUGACAUUUGCCGAGAACUUGGGAGUUCAGUUGUUCAUUUUGUGACUGACUGAUCUGGCUUUGCACAAUUGAACCCACUGGACUUUUACCAAAGGCCGCAACAUGUCGUACUCGAGGAAGCCUAACAAGUAGAAGUUAAUAGGAAUACAAAUGACUAUGUUUACCUUGUUGGUUCCCCCCGGCUCUCGCAUGAACGAAAGUGAGAUUCAGGUGUCUCUGGAAUCUGUGGUAAAUCAGGGUCUUCCUCAGUGACACUACAGCAUCCACAGAGAGGCUAAAACCCAGACUUUCCACAGCGGAACGAUCAAUCUACUUUCUCUGCUUACGGCCAAUAAGUAUCGAAGGUCUGGUGGAGAACCAGACUCCUGCCAUGUGCAGAGCUGCUGUUUUUCAUAACAUGGUCUGAUUGUUCCAGUUUUUAUUCUGAACUCUUUUAAAUAUCCCAUUGUAAGCCAUGUUUAAAAAUACUCUGAUUUCUAUAUAUAAGUAAGUACUGAAGAAGGCUAAAAGAUGCCCUUCUCCCCUUCAUUAAGAAUUACAGACUCAUUGAUUAUGCAGAUAUAAAAAAUGCCUCAAAUCAUGUUUUUAUGUCGAGACAGUAUUUGGAAAGCAUGUUGGAUUUUGCGCCUGCAACCAUCAUGUAGACGAUUUACUGAACUGGCCAAACAACUCUCAUACAUUUUGACUGGCGCAGAUUUAUCAUGAUCAUGAUCAGAACAGAAGCCCGGCUUAGUCUAAAAGAGCUGGGUAUGUGAACAUUCAGAAAUGAUUAUUAAGGAAUUAUACUUCAACCAACAACACGCAAUGGCUAAUUUUGUCAGCUAGCUAAUACCAGCUAUUAGCAAUGAGUUCUAAUGCUAUCGAAAACUACCAAGGAAAAGUGUUUCAUGGAGAAAGCUUUACUUUGGGAGUGUUUUUAAUCAAAUAAAUACUUGAAUAUGCACUCUUGUGUGCCAGGAUAAGCAGUUGGCAUGGAAAAAGGCUCUACAUUCAGCUUUUUAGCAAAACUUACACAGAUACAACCCAGUUCUGUCCAUAUGGUUCCUCAGUGUGUAGAAGGAAGCUGAAUCUGUGGUUAAAUUUCAAAAGUUUAACCACAUGAACGUUUUUUUUCAGUCAGGUUUCUCUUUCCCCAAUGUGCCCCUGUGUCAUUUUCAUACUGGAGCAUAAUCGGCUACCAGUUAUGUCACAAAUCAUGCUGAUAUGUAGAUGCCUCAACUUUCUGCCCCAAUCUUCUGCUUUAGCAGAGGUAUGUGACAGACUGUAAAGUUUGUAAAAUGUAUGUUUUCAUAUUGAAUGUGCACUGAAUGACUGAGCCCUAGUAUGCCUAUCCUGUGUUCACAUAUCAUAUACUUACUGUAUUCCAGACGGUUCUGUGAAGGUAAUCUGGCUUACACUGACUGAACUCCUGGGACAAUAUGGAAGGUUCACAAGGGAUAAGCCAACAUUUUUUAGGACAGAUUUUAAUACUGUUCUGUCAUGUCUUAUAUACCCCUACUCGUUACCCUUGCUGUCGCACCCAAAAAAUUAUUGGAACAGCCUACCACUGCAAGCAGUUUGCCAUAAUAUUUGUAUUGCUAGGGAGACAGUAAUGUUGCAUUUAAUCUAUUUCUGAAUGUCCCACUACCACAUCAGUGUAUUGUAAAAGGAAACUCCACCUUGAAGCAUCUCAACAUUGUUUAAAAAACAUCUUUUCUGGAUCAAUUUAGUUGUUUGGUGGCUUUUUUAAAAACUUUUGGACCAGGAGAAGCUGGCCACAUUAAUAUAAUCCCAGCAACUACAAUAGAGUUUAAUAACAAAACACGAUUUGGUGAUUUAAAACAUUUACAGUUAUCAUCACAGGCCUUUGUGUCGAUUCCAAAAUCAAAGAGCAAUGAAAACUCAUCAGUGGAGAGGCAGGGCAGAGAGACCAAUUAUAACAUCCUUGUUAGCCAAAAACAGGCCAGUAUGCAAUGCAGUCACAAGACAGGUUGAGGUUUGAGCAAAGGGCGCCACAAUCAUUAUCAAGCUAUUUCUUUCUUAUGAUUAUAACUUUAAAAUUCACAGUUAUGGCAGUCAUCUGGGGAGACGAUGAGAUCCAGACGGAGAGACAGUGAGUUCACCUAAAUAUUAAUACCGAUUAAAAUGUACAGUAGACUCAGAUCAACGGUGUUAGAGUAUGUGAGGGUGGAUUUUACUUUUAAACUCAGUGACUGGCCUUCAUAGCAGCACAUGUAAACUGUGGUUAUAUCACUGGUUCCUCUAAGCUUGAAAGCAUAAUGUGAUUGUGUUGCCUUGAACACAUGUUGUUUCUGACAAGGUUCAAUUGUAAAUCAAUUGUUAUGCGCUGUCUUUGGCUUUAAAAGCAACACUAUUGGUACUGAACAAUAUUUGCUGUUGGCAUCAGUGCCAUAUGAUAUGGACAAGCAUAUUGAACAUGCCCUUCUAUCAAAAGCCAAAAUGUCUGAUUUGUGUGUGCAAAUUGUUGUUGAUGUAUCUGCUGUAACAAGGAAUGGAGGUUAAAGUCUUUGAAAGUAAAACAUUUUUUUCAUAAA